UGUUAUUAAUGUCCCGUUGCCAAGCCCAGCUGAAGGAUCCCCAAACCCUUCUCUGCGCUUGCUUCGGGUCCGUGCCAGCAGAAGGACGUCACCCCUGGCUGCGUCACGGCACCAGGAGGCAGAGGAAAAGCCCACCGGUGCUCCCCAAGGGUAACGCGUGGCGGCGGCGGCUGCCUCUGAGCGGACCCUCGCGGGGCUCCACCCGCCCGCUGCUGGCACACGAAGGGCAAGGUAGAGUUUGUCAAAUGGGCCGACGCGGCGGGGCAGAGGAGGAGACAGGAGAAGGACGAGCUACGGUCAUCAGCCUGCCGGGACCCCAAUCAAAGGCAGUAAUUAAAGAGGGAAAGUGGUUUAAAGUGCCUGAUUUAGCAAUGCGCGUGCCAGAGCGUGUAUUUAAACGCUCCCACCGCUCCCGUGGAGGCCCUGGCAGUUGGUCUGCAAAAACCGCCUGGAAUGGAAAGGCGGCGAGCAAGCACGGCCCGGUCUGCACGCACGGAGCCGGCACAUGGCCUCCUGUCCCUCGCCCCCUCCUCGCCCCUCCGCGGAGCCCGCAGUGCCAGGCUGCCCGGCGGGACGUUCCUGCCUCCCCGGCACCGGUGCAGCGAGGGGGGGAGCUGGGCGAAAGCACCGAGGCAAGCAGAAAGCGAUGCCUCGGUCCCGCAGUUGUCUAAUAAAGGUGUUCCUGGCUUUCGAAAAAGCCUAAAGCAACAUCAAACGUUACCAAAGAGUCUCUUCUUCCCGCUCCUGUUCUACCCUUCGUUACGGUCACCACCGAGAUCUGAAAGCUGCUCCUGACCAGUCUGCGCCGGGGUGCUGCGUGCGCGGCUGUUCCUCCCUCGCGCGCAGGUUCUGCGCGGCUCCGCCACUCUGCAGCGGGCGAGGGGCGGUGGUAGCUGCCGGCCAUCGCUCACCGGCCCGUCUCGGGAGUGGUUUGGGGUCAUCCCAAAGCCACAGGUCUUGGACACCCUGGACACCUCAGAGGUUGGGAAGAAUAAGACAAGAGGCUUCUGAUCCUUAUGGUCACAGCAAGGAGCUUGAGAUGUAAACCCCAAAGGCUCAAUACAGAAAAAAAACCCAAAACAUUUUUAAGCUUCCAGAUUUUUGAGCCAGGCUCCAGGUCUGUCUUCUUGCGGUCCGAAGCCCUGGGGUUGAAUCGCGGGAGCCCUCGCCUCUGCAGGAGCACCGCAGGUGGCCAGCAGUCAACUCGCCCACUGGUGUCCUCUUCU
Aquila chrysaetos chrysaetos is the source of this 1226-nucleotide messenger RNA. RefSeq lists its product as uncharacterized. The record is from RefSeq and is a predicted model, not a curated record. The transcript has 2 exons. Lineage: Eukaryota; Metazoa; Chordata; Aves; Accipitriformes; Accipitridae. Bases 9 to 671 code for a protein of 220 amino acids.